AUGCGACCAGAAGACCAAGUCCUCCUCCAGGAGGCUAACAUGAGCAACGCCGCAUUUUCUCACCCUCGUAGAGACAUAAGCCGACAAUGGGCAGCCGUUUGCCGAAGAAGGAGUGAUGAGAAAAAAGUGGGCGGAGUCGGGAUCGAUUCCGGGCGGCCCCUGAGGCGAAGAGAGAGGUUUUUCGCUCUAACGCGCUUGAGCUGCAGAGAGCCUCGGCUCACGUUUCCGCAUCGAUUCUGAGUCCUCGCGCCCCUUCGGCGCCACUUCUACUUGCCGCCUUUCCCUGGGUCACGUCUUCUUCCUUUUUCGGCAACUCUUCUCCUUCUCCUUCUUCUGCUCGUUGUUUGCCUCGUUCCAGCCGUUCUUGA
Caenorhabditis auriculariae is the source of this 368-nucleotide messenger RNA. Lineage: Eukaryota; Metazoa; Nematoda; Chromadorea; Rhabditida; Rhabditidae. The record is from the annotation of a GenBank genome assembly.